Messenger RNA from Babjeviella inositovora NRRL Y-12698, 2074 nucleotides. It is a transcript of the gene UGA11, whose product is annotated as Uga11p. Gene Ontology annotation, molecular function: pyridoxal phosphate binding. The record is from RefSeq and is a predicted model, not a curated record. Bases 439 to 1905 code for a protein of 488 amino acids. Gene Ontology annotation, biological process: GABA catabolic process. Lineage: Eukaryota; Fungi; Ascomycota; Pichiomycetes; Serinales. Gene Ontology annotation, cellular component: mitochondrion. The transcript has a single exon.
AAAGGUUCACGUUUCUAUCGACCCACUGUUUGAAGUCAUCUCUGCUAAAAUGCCUCACCAGAGUAUCUAUACCGCGUGUGAAGAAGCCCAUCUAUCAUAGUUCCAUAAUCUACCCCUAAGAACCCGAGUAUCACCCUAUGAUCCCCACCACUGAAAAAAAAAACUGUUUCCCCUCAAUUUCCACUGCAGCGUCAUGUCUUUGUCACCACAUUGGGAAGCUCGACCCCACGCACACACAAUCUAAUCUCUCCUGCGAUUGCCGCAUCGAGCCACCCGCGCGCCUGUCGCUUAUGCGUGGUGUACAACAUAUCCCAGUCACACCCCACUUUGUGUGGCAUAUCCUGACUUCGCCCGGGAAUCUUUCGAAACGGGGGUAUAUAUACACCCAUUCCCUGCUCUACUCCCAAGUAACCUGCUCCCAUAGCAAGCCACCUAUCGAUGUUAACAGCCAGCUCCAGAAGAGCAACCAGAUGCCUCGGCCAGACCCUCAGAGGGGUCACCACGGCAGCCACUAUUUUCCCAAACGAGCCUUCCGUGCCAACCGUGAACACGUUCCCGGGUCCUAAAUCCAAGCAGGAGCUCGCGAGCCUCGCACGUGUAUAUGACACCACUACCGCGUAUUUCCUCACUGACUACUACCAGUCUGUCGGUAACUACAUUGCGGAUGUCGAUGGAAACAAGUUCCUUGACGUGUACUCGCAGAUCGCAAGUAUCCCCUUGGGCUACAGCAAUCCGAAACUUGCGGAGUUGGCGCGCUCACCGCAGAUGGUGAACGCAAUUGUCAACCGUCCGGCGCUCGGCGUGUUUCCCUCGACUGAUUACUAUGAAAUUCUUUCUCAGGGCUUGCUUUCAGCCGCGCCCCCAGGUAUGGACCAAAUCUGGACCACGCUCUCUGGAUCCGACGCGAACGAAUGUGCGUUCAAGGCUGCAUUCAUGCACCAGGCUGCGCGCAAACGCGGGGAUGCAUCUUUCACCGCGGAGGAACUCUCUUCCGUGAUGCUCAAUCAAACGCCUGGUGCGCCGGUCUCCACUAUUCUCUCCUUCUCCAAGGGUUUCCACGGCAGACUUUUCGGGUCGCUUUCGACAACCAGGUCUAAGGAGAUUCACAAGUUGGACAUUCCGGCGUUCGACUGGCCGGUAGCGCCGUUCCCACAGUUGCGGUAUCCGUUGGAGGAGUUUAUCUCGGAAAACAGGGCAGAGGAACAGCGGUGUAUUCUGGAGCUCACCCAGAUUUUUGAGACCUACCCUAAGGACAUUGCAGCUGUGAUUGUCGAGCCGAUCCAGGCCGAGGGCGGGGAUAACCACGCGUCUGCGUGGUUCUUCCAGCAAGUCCGCACCCUUACUAAGAAGUACAACGUGCUCAUGAUUGUGGAUGAGGUUCAGACCGGGUUGGGCACCGGAAAGUUUUGGGCGCACGAGCACUGGAACUUAGACAUGCCUCCAGACAUGGUCACUUUCUCGAAGAAGGUGCAGGCCGCAGGGUUUUUCUACUCAGGAAAGAUCGGUCGUACCAAGGAGGGCUACAGACAGUUCAACACCUGGUGUGGGGACCCAUCCAAGGCACUUCUUGCGAAGGGCAUUAUCGAGCAGAUCAAGGAUUACGACUUGUUGGCGCGCGCGGCCGUCACCGGCAGAAACUUAUACGAUUCGUUGGCCGAGAUCAGCGUGCGUUUCCCCCAGGUAUCCAACUUGCGCGGAAAGAACAGAGCUACGUUCCUUGCAUUCGAUUUGCCAAGCGGCAAGGAACGUGAUGCGUUUUUGGUCAAGUGUAGACAUGCCGGUGUCAACGCCGGUGGCAGCGGCGCACGUGCUGUCCGGUUGCGUCCAGGAUUGUGGUUCGAGGGCAAACACGCCGAGGUGAUGCUCGCGGUCUUUGAGGGCGUGUUGAAGGACAUGUACAAGUAAAGAGAUAGGAGACUUGUCGGGAUGAUUGCAUAUUAUACAUCUAAUUCAUCCGUUGUGGGUCUGGACCCGCUCUCAAACAUUUAUGUAAAACCACAUUGUUUCUAUUUCAAUAAUUCACAUUGCUUUAGGGGCUUCGCAUAAUAAGUGAAAUCCCAUGUUUUAGUCGUAC